UCUUGAAAAGUUGUAUUGACAUUCUUUGUUCGGAGUGACAAAAGUUAAGUGGCGACUUUCGUGGCGGCGGAACGCAGUGUGAAUUGCCUCUUCAGAGCGGACAGUGUGGGAGGUCGUGGCGACACAGUGGAUCGGGUCUCGGCCAUUCACGGAGACGUCUGGCGACAUCGGAGCAGCAAUCUUCCCAUCAAGCGGACGUCCAGCGAUUGAGCAGAGUGUGAGAAGAUGUGCAUCGGUUUCCACCAGAGCUCGAUCCACCACGAGGAGGGAAACCGUCGGCCCCUUAACUGAUUCCUGUUGACGAGUCAGUCAGCACGCUGAUUUUCUACGACGUAAAGACGGAGCUGGGAUGGAGAUGAGCUCGGCGUGGUCGGAGAGGCCUCCAGAGCUGACGAUGGCGCUGGUCUCCGGCCUCCAGCAGGACGGCGACUCCGCACUGGGGGACGACUCGGCGGGGUCUGUCAACGCGACGCUGGCGCCGCCCAGCUUCCCGCGGCCGCUGCUCACGUUCGCGGCGGUGGCGACCAUCACGAUCCUGGUGGUGGGCGUGCUGGGCAACCUGCUCACCGUCGUCGCGCUGCUGAGGUGUCCCAGGGUCCGAAACGUCGCCGCCGCCUUCAUCAUCAGCCUGUGCGUGGCGGACCUGGUGUUCUGCGCGCUGGUGCUGCCGUUCAGCGCGUCGCGCUUCGUGUCGGGCACCUGGGUGCACGGCGACCAGCUCUGCCAGCUGUUCCCGCUGAUGCGCUACGGCAACGUGGGCGUCUCGCUGCUCUCCAUCGCCAUGAUCACCAUCAAUAGGUACAUAAUGAUCGCGCACCACGGCUGGUACGGCCGCAUCUACCGGCGCCACUGGAUCGCCGCCAUGAUCGCCUUCUGCUGGCUCUUCAGCUACGGCAUGCAGCUGCCCACGCUGCUCGGCGUCUGGGGCCGCUUCGGCUACGACGCGCUGCUGGGCUCCUGCUCCAUCCUGGAGGACUCGUCGGGCCGCUCCUCCAAGACGGCGCUGUUCGUGCUGGGCUUCCUGGUGCCCUGCGUCGUCAUCGUCGCCUGCUACGCGCGCAUCUUCUGGGUCGUCCACGAGUCAGAGAACCGGAUGCGGUCGCACCAGUCGGCGGCGCAGGCUCCCACCCCCGGGGGCGGCGGCAAGGGGCUGACGCCUGGGGGCGGCGCCGGGGGCGGCGGGGGCGGCCAGCAGCAGCGGCACGCCGCCAGGGACGUGCGCGCGCGCCGCAACGAGUGGCGCAUCACCAAGAUGGUGCUGGCCAUCUUCCUGUCCUUCGUGGUGUGCUACCUGCCCAUCACCAUCGUCAAGGUCGCCGACCACCGCGUGCGACACCCGGGACUGCACGUGCUGGGCUACAUCAUGCUGUACCUGUCGGCGUGCCUCAACCCCAUCAUCUACGUCAUCAUGAACAAGCAGUACCGACAGGCGUACAAGACAGUGCUGCUGCUGCGCCGGCCGCGUCUGCUGUCGCUGACGCCCACUGCCAACAACAGCAGCUGCCAAGACAAGUCCAAGGACGCCAUCAGCCGCACCAUGGUGUCCCAGGUGAGCAUAGCCAUGGGGCCCAUGGUUCCACACAGGAACGACAGGAACGACGAGCUGCCCGAAGUGUUCGAAGAGCCGUGACGUCACACGCCUGCCUGGCGUCGGCAACAAUGGCACCACGCUCGAGCGACACGUGACCGGGGCGACAAUGGGAAGUCGCCGGAUGCGGCAUACACCACUCACUGCAUCCCUUCCCAACACUUUGAAGCGUGCGGGCGUCCGCUACAAAAUCUGAAGUGGACUUAACGUCGGUAAAGAGUCGGACUGCCAAAGAGUUUAUCUGUUACCAAAGAUAUAAACGUUUAAUACUGGAGCUUAUUGUUGAUUUCAGAUUAUUUUCAAAGUGACAAUAAAGACAAAGAAUGUGAUUCUUCAGCUAGGUAGUAAACCACUACCUUCGGACAGUAACAGCAGAAUCAUUGUACGAAAAUUUUCACAGGCUAUAUUACCAUUUUCCUAUAAUUCUACGUGCUGUACUGUACUACAGUUGUUUUUAAUUACCUGCUUCCACUGCGUCAGAGUAGUAGAAAAUAGUUCACAACGAAGACAAACCACGCCACACAUAUUCGUUGUUGCUAAAUGUAUUGCGUAUUCUACACACACACUGUCAUCCAAGAAAUCUGUUCUCACUCAUAUUUGUAGUUACUUCGAACGUGUACUUGCUGUGAAAAUUGCUCAUUGACUUUGUGCAGCAAAUAUACGUGUACUGCAAAUUCCAAAUGGGAGAAAAUCGUGUGUUUGAUGGAGCGAAAAUCAGCAGUAUUUCAAGACGUACCAAAGAUGUAAACGUUUACCUUUUUAGAACUGGAACUUCCAAGUGAUUGGGUAACUUUACAAUAGAAAAUCAGUUUGAGAGAGAGAGAGAGAGAGAGAGCAUUUACAUGUUAACAGCUGAAGGCUUCUUGUAGACCAGUGCUGAAGUUUUCACACACCCUCAAUUUCAUUUGAGGUACCGCACUAUGAUUCUCAUUACGUGUUCUGCCAUUCCUCGAGCGUGCUGGAAAUUUGUUUACAACAGUGCAGAGAAAGAACUAGUAGUUAAAUUCUAGUUCUCUGCUCAUGUGUCUUCCACGUUUCUACCACAGGAAUACCAGAUACACUGUACAUCACAAAUAGGAAAAGCUGCAAAGCAUACGCCACCUCCUGCUAAUUACUUAUAUUUCCUCAUAGAUUAUACACACGAAUUUAAGACUGUAUGAAAUGUGUCCCUGGUGAUAUAUGGACGUUUGGCAUUUUUGUGCAAAAAAAAAAACAACCAUUGUGUUCUUGAUGAAUUACCAACCACAUACUUUCUGCAACCAGUGUUCCACAGAUUUUUAAACCUUUUAAGAAACCAGCAAUAAACUGGUGCAAGGAUGUAUUCUUUACUGUGGAGAAUACUUUUGAUCCGAAUGUCACCUACAGUCGACGAAGGCUGUGGGAGUUUGAUGCAUUGAUAACUUCCAUCACUGAACGUGAUUUUUUGGUCGAAGCAAGUCUCAACUAAAAAUAAAAUAUUCUUGAAGCAGCUGUUGCGUGUUUAAUAAUGACAUAUUUAUUUCGAGUAUUAAUGGGUUGUACAUGUAAAGACUUCACGUGUUGAUGUUUUUUAGUUAAGGCUGUUACGUUUUGUUUUCCUAGUUUUUUCCAGGCAAUAACGGAAAUAAGCUAAGUGGUCACUGACUAGGUAUCAGAACAUUCCUUCAUGACAGUCUAGACACGAAGGCAUCGGACUGAUAACAGAGUCAUGAUAUUCGAUUUCACAUGGACCAUUGUCUCAACUGGAGCUUGUGACGGGUGAUAAGAUGUUGUAUUGUAUUGUAUUAUAUGGAACUGGGGACCUAGAAACGACGGAGAGGCUUCGUCCUCGCCGUAGCCCUCAGUGGUUCACAACCCCGCAACAUGCCACAGCAGUCCACCCACCCAACCGCCUCCCCACACCGAACCACUCUUUCAGGGUUAUCGUGCGAUUCGGCCCACAGAGAACACCCCCGGGAACGUCUCAGACCAGACGAGCGUAACCCCAAUGUUUGCGUAGUAGAGUAAUGAUGGUGUACGCGUGGAGAACGUGUUUGGGCAGCAAUCGCAGACAGCGUAACUGAGGCGGAAUAAGGGGAACCAGCACGUAUUCGCCGAGGCAGAUGGAAAACCGCCUUAAAAACCAUCCACAGGCUGGCCGGCGCACCGGACCUCGACACUAAUGCGCCGGGUGGAUUCGUUCUGGGGUCCGGCACGCCUUCCAGCCCGGAAAGCAGUGCGUUAGAUCGCACGGGCGAUAAGAUGUCUUAGAAAACAUUUCAGAAUACAGCGUAGACCACUCCCAUAAAAAUUGCUUCUUCCAAUAUACAGUUUCUGCCAGUCAGUGCUCUCUCAAUAAUUAAUUAUUGGCUAUCUCAAUUUCAACUUCUGAGCCGUUAUCAGUGGCCCGUAACUUUCUUGGCCGACGGCUGCGUGAUAGUUCGAUAAGAGCAGUAAUCUAUGCCUAAACUGGAUAUCCAACUCAGCUGUUUAACCAGCCAAAGACCCUCACACCACGCAGUGCCACUAGAAUGCGAAACAAAACACGUUCCUAUUCUGUGCCAACAUACUCCUAUGACACCACGUGUUCCAGAUUUCUGCAGAACAACACGAUGGACUGUUUCAGGACUAGCACAAAAGAACGGUGAUAAUUCUGCUGUACCAGUUCAAAAAUUAGCCUGCAAUUCAGACGUUGGCAGUACGAUCCGAAAAUUGAUCCUGCUUUAUGUCACUUGUGUCUCACCCACACAUUUCACUGUCGUGCAAAAGAACGCCACGAGAUGCAGCAGAAAUCCCUAAAUUAUCUAAUAUAUUAGCGAAACCUUUAAAUAGGUGUAACUCGUAAAAUCGUGUGUUAUAAGCAAUGCACAACAAAGUUGACAUCGUUUUUUGAGACAUGCCACCACUAACAAAUGCUACGAAUAAACAAAGAAUAUACUUAUAAAAUAUAAACUGAUAUUAAAAUUUGGAAUGCCACUUACACCUCAGUCGAAAAUUAAGUACAUAUUAACAUACUUGAUAACUGACGUCACGCAUUGACUACUAACAACUAUGUUGCCAGUCAGUGCCAUGUACUCCAAAAGUGAAUGUAUUUUCUUAAAUUUUGAGUUUUCAGGAAAAUUAUCCGUACUUGUAGUCGCUACGUGUAUCCAUUUUGACAAUGCAGAUACAUGUGUAGGGUGACACAUUUCGGGAACGUUGCUUAUCAGUUUCCUGCAGGAUAUACAUAGUCAUGGCACAGAGCGAACGAAUUAUUGCUGGCGCAUUAAAUCUUCGUGGAUUUCUUUAAACGCGCUGGAACUAUAAAUAUUAAUAACUCAAUCAAUUAUCAAAAAAUGUGGUGAUAAAAAAAAACUUACCAUCUGGAGGAACAAAACCACGAAAGAGAUUGUAAAAUUUGUAGCAAACGCGAAGAAAAUAAUUAUUCUGGUUAUAUACAUCUCUUCAAAAGAAAUAUUGCAAUAUCCUGCUGAUCUGACAAUCACUGCUUCGAUAUUUUUGUAGUCCACGACAUUAGUUUUAUAGCCUGAAACGGAUAAAUAAUUCUUAAACACGUACACACCGAUGGAAAUAUUUUCUCCGACAACAACAUGACGGAGGUUGCAAAGCACAACAAGCAGAAAGACCGAUGAAUUUCAGUGCUGAAAGACAGAAUUCUGCAUCCAGAUAGUACAGAGAGCACUGAAUAUGAGUGACCGUAUCCUCAAGACUUCUACUAGAGUCCACAGCAGGAUCUUCGACGAUAUGUUUACUCCAAGAGUCCUCUGGUGGCAGCUUUGAGAAUGAGUUCACUCUUAACAUACUCUGACGCACACAUCUGCCAAGGACCACUUUGGGCUAGUGAUAACGUCUGAGAAGACGAAACGUAAAGAGCCAAUAAAUACAAAUUGUGUGAGCACUGACUGGUAUAAACUAUAGAGACUAAGUUAAUGAGCUCGCCAAUG
Messenger RNA from Schistocerca cancellata (South American locust), 5490 nucleotides. RefSeq names its product G-protein coupled receptor moody (gene moody). Gene Ontology annotation, biological process: G protein-coupled receptor signaling pathway. The transcript is spliced from 11 exons. Gene Ontology annotation, molecular function: G protein-coupled receptor activity. Bases 350 to 1630 code for a protein of 426 amino acids. The record is from RefSeq and is a predicted model, not a curated record. Gene Ontology annotation, cellular component: membrane. NCBI's taxonomy places the organism in Eukaryota, Metazoa, Arthropoda, Insecta, Orthoptera, Acrididae.